ACUAUUGUCUCCCAUCAAAAGCUCAACUUGCCCUCUACAGAACCCCGUCUCUGAGGAGUGUAACCCGAGUAGUGACGUAGCCGUUGGCCAUAGAGUGGCACCAAAGGGGGUUGAUACCACUUGGCAUGAUGCUGACCGACAGCCCUUGCUCAUUGUCAAAGGGGCUUCUAUUCACAAUGGAGAAAACGACCAAAUGCUGCCAUUAUAAUGGGGACCAAAGGCCCCUUGUGGCAGCCCGACACCCGAUCUCCUCUUUGGCUCGGGCUUCCUUUUGUCCCGGUUUUUCAUAUCUGACAUAUCCACACGCCCCGAGGCACUUGAUGUUGGGAGCAGCGAUGGACCCGAGGCCUGUCGUCAGACAUGGGGAAUAAACAGACCAUCUUUACUGCACAGCAGCUGGAUGCCUAUCAGGACUGUACUUACUUUACAAGAAAAGAAAUUCUCAGACUGUUCGACCGCUAUCGGGAUUUGGCACCGCAGCUCGUUCCCCUUGACUACACCAGCCACCCAGAUGUGAAGCUACCAUAUGAGCUGAUUGGCAGCAUGCCAGAGCUGAAGGACAACCCGUUUCGUCAGAGGAUCGCCGAGGUUUUCUCCGAGGACGGAGAGGGGAACAUGACGCUGGACGACUUCUUGGACAUGUUUUCGGUCCUGAGUGAAAUGGCUCCGCGUGACCUCAAGGCCUUCUACGCUUUCAAGAUUUAUGACUUCAACGACGACGACUUCCUCUGCAAGUCCGACCUGGAGAAGACGCUGAACAAGCUGACCCGGAACGAGCUGACGGAGGACGAGGUGAGGAUGGUGUGCGAGAAGGUGAUAGACGAGGCCGACCUGGACAACGACGGACGCCUCUCCCUGGAGGACUUCCAGCAAAUGAUCGUCCGAGCCCCGGACUUCCUCAGCACCUUCCACAUAAGGAUAUAAGGAAAUAAAUCAUUAAUGCACAUUUAUUAUUUUGACAAUGGACUGAUAAUGCUGCAGAACGUCUCCUGACAUCUCUGCCAAAAAGCUACUUUUGUAUCUUGUGAACAUUUGCGUUUUUGCUCGUUUGUUUAUUGUGUAAAAAAUAGAAGAAGGAAAAAAAAUAGCAGAGCAAAUACUAUGACAAACUAUGGCUUGUCUCAUCUCGCCGUGACUGCAAACAGCUCGGAUACGCCUGCCUUGUCCUAACAAGAGUCCAAAGCUUUCAUUAUUGAAGCUGCAGGAACAACAGCGGCCAGGGUGCGACUGCAGGACCGUCCUCGGGUACGGUCGUCAGCCAAUCCUUCAAGAUAAGGCUCAUUAAUUAUGAUCAACAGUCGAUUUGUGUUGUGUACCGGAGGAGUUUCAGAUACACUAGACCAUAAAAGAAACACAUGCCAGAAUAGUCCCGUGGGUUUCAGCGAGCCAAUAAAAGGACAAGCCAUUUGUCAAGAGAGCAGUCAAGCUUCAUGGCUUCAACUGACCGUGUAGUUUCCCUCCGACAGCCAGUCAAUAAAGACACUGAACCAGGACAAGGGAGUGGAGCUUUUAUAAUCUUAUUUUAUUAAAUCAAAAGUACACGUAUACAUCUACAAAAUUGUAGAUAUAUUUUCAUGUGUUUUAGAAAGUACAGUACAAUUUAAGUAGAUCUCUUUUUCAAUGUGAUAUUUACAAUGUUCUUUUUCAUUUUUUUUUUCUUCGUCUAAAAUGUAUGUGUUAUUCUCCCUGUGUACUUCACAAUGUAUGGAAUGAAAAUACGGCUGUAAAAAGGGACGCACAGUAUAUCGUGACAUGUGAUAGGGAGUAUUACGAAAAGGAUAUGAUAAAAAAAAAAGAGGAUCAUUUCAGCUGAGAGAGAGACAGCUCGAGUGCCACGUGAUUCUGCUCCCCAUGUAUCUGUUGAAGGUGGUAUCACUCGGAAGAGACGAUGGCGAUGUCUCUAUGUUUCAACAUGCAGAUUGUUCCUACUCGACCUCCCACCGUGGUGAAUUUCACUCGCACUGAUGUAGCAACAGUUUCCUACAAAAAAAUCUAAAUAAAAAAACAGCCCACACAUUCAACUGUACAUGUCUACGAGUGCGUCGGAGAA
Molecule: messenger RNA, 2050 nt
Organism: Scophthalmus maximus (turbot)
Lineage: Eukaryota; Metazoa; Chordata; Actinopteri; Pleuronectiformes; Scophthalmidae
Gene: cib3
Product: calcium and integrin binding family member 3
Exons: 6
Coding region: 361-924 (187 amino acids)
Molecular function (GO): calcium ion binding
Source: RefSeq, a predicted model, not a curated record